AUGUUGCAGUACAUCGCUGCGAGCUGCGCGUUGCUGGCGCUUCUGUGCGCGCCGCCCAACUCGGCGGCCAUCCACAAACGCAGCGGCGCCAGGGCGGCGAAUGCGCUGGGCACCGAAGCGGAAGCAACGCCCACGCAACCGAAGUUAGUCGAGAACACGGAUUUGCUGGAUAAGCUGAGCUGGAAGUGCGCCAACAAUGCCAGCUGCCUGCACAGCGUCGCCAAUGGCAUCGUGGCCUCCUAUCGCCGCGGCGAGACCAUAAAGCUGGGUCUGUUCGAUCUGGUGCGGCUGCCGCCGCUGGACGAGGCGCACAGGCACAAGUGGGGCAGCGGCCGUGCUCUGUCCAGCUUCAUGGACUUUGUCAGCGGCAAUGCGAUACGCGUGCCCGUCGGACCAAUGGUGUUCAGUGUGCAGCGGGCCGAGGACGACAGCGAUUACAUUGAAGUGGCGCUGCUGAAGAAGGCGUCGAGUGGCUCAGGACGCCUGCAGGGCAACGGCGGCGGCGGCGGCGGACUUCUAGGAGGCGGCGGUGGCCUCUUGGGUGGCGGCAACGGUGGCGGCGGCGGCCUUUUGGGUGGCGGCGGUGACGGCGGCGGCGGCGGUGGCCUGCUGGGCGGACGUCGUCGUCAGCAGCAUCAGGACAAGAAACAGUUCCAAAUGUACAUACCCAUGUAUCUGGCCGCGACAACUUUUGGCUGGACCAUGGUGGCCGCCAAGGCGGUGGGCCUGCUGACCCUCAAGGCGCUCAUCCUUUCCAAAAUAGCCUUUGUCGUGGCCGCCAUUGUGCUGAUCAAGAAGCUAAUGGAUAAUGCCGGCGAAAAAAUGAUGUACCAGUAUCCGGAGCACACGCCCUACAUGAUGCCCUACGGCAUGGACUAUCCGAUGCAUGCCGCCGAGCUGUCGCCAGACAUGUUCCCCGGCGCACUGCAUCAGCUAGCCAUGGCCGGCGGCGGCCAAUUACCGCAUCCCGGCCAUCCCGGACUGGAGAGCAUGGCCGCCGAGAGUCAUCUGCAGUCGCAGGUCUCCAGCGAUGGCAGCAACAAUACCAAUCCGCUGGCCGCGCUCGGCGCCUACGGCGGACUGGGCCACAAGAUCAAACGUGAGGACUCUUGGAUAGCGAAGAGUAAGUCCACGCCGGCAAGACGACCGCUUAUCUACAACUAUGUGCAACCGCAGAUGCAGCUGCCCUUCUACCGCUCCUAG
Messenger RNA from Drosophila novamexicana, 1203 nucleotides. RefSeq lists its product as uncharacterized. The record is from RefSeq and is a predicted model, not a curated record. The coding region runs from base 1 to 1203 and encodes 400 amino acids. NCBI's taxonomy places the organism in Eukaryota, Metazoa, Arthropoda, Insecta, Diptera, Drosophilidae. The transcript is spliced from 4 exons.